AUGGCUAGGAAACCAGUGCCCUGUGUCGGCUCCCCGACGUUUGAUCCCACCACCCGUGUUAAGGACGCCGACGCCAGGGCCAAGGCGCUCUCACUUCUGGCCAACGAUGACCUCGCUGCCGCCAUCAAGACCUGGUUCCAGCUCCCGCAGAACGAUACAUGGACCUACCACGCCAUCACCGCUGUAACCUUGCCCCAGGUGCAGCAUAUAAUCGGCCUGGGCGGUCAGAAUGGCCUGCACGCAUGGUACAGCUCUCCUGAUGGUGACCCCAAGACGCCACUGGACCCGCCUCCGAGGCCAGACAUAGACGACUACAUACGGGUCUUCCAGCCAUCAAGCCUCACAUCCUCAGCCCUCAAGGCCCUCGGAUCCAACGCGAAAAAAGGCAGCAUCCGCUCCAGUGUCGCCGCAUACGUCACUUCCAAGCGCUUCAUCCACCCCGGCGCUGCACACCUCAACAUCCCCAAGAAGAAGCCCGCCGCUAAGGACGUGCCCCCCAACAUCUACCUCGACUUCUGGGAGUGGUCAUGCCGCAACCUCGAGUGGUGCGGCCCUGGCCCUGAGUCCGAGGCUCGCCCACAACAGAGCCACCACGUGCUGCCCAUUUUCAUGCACCACUUCGGGUGUGCUGUGCCCUCGUACGAGAGCCUUGAGAUCCUGCGCCUCGUCGCGGCCGGGAGGACGGUCGUAGACAUGGGCAGCGGGAACGGCUACUGGACCUUCAUGCUGCGCCUGCACGGCCUGGCCGAGGUCGUGCCCGUCGACAACGCCCAGAGCGACUGGCGCGCGAGCUGGGUCUCUGACACUGUCAUCAUGGAUGGCACGAAGUGGCUGGCCCAGCCGCAGAACGCGGGCGGCGCGGAUAUGGUGCUCCUGAUGGUGUACCCCGUGGUCGGAGGGGGCUUGGCGGGUGGUGUCGAGGGCGGCUUUACGAGGAACCUGAUGAAGGCCUUCAAGGGCGACACGGUCGCCGUGGUCGGCACGCAGAACCGCAACGGCUAUACUUCGUUCAGGGAUAUGACCUUUGACGAGUACAUGGCCAGGGAGCAGCCUACAUGGACCAAGGUAGUUCAGAUUCCACUCCCGAGCUUCGCCGGCAAGGACGAGGCGCUCUACGUGUACCAAAGGGGCGAGAGGGCGCCUAAGCUGAGUGCUACAGGAGAGACGAGCGCUUCGUGA
Messenger RNA from Diaporthe amygdali, 1179 nucleotides. RefSeq lists its product as uncharacterized. Bases 1 to 1179 code for a protein of 392 amino acids. The transcript has a single exon. Lineage: Eukaryota; Fungi; Ascomycota; Sordariomycetes; Diaporthales; Diaporthaceae. The record is from RefSeq and is a predicted model, not a curated record.